AAGAAGGAAGAGGAAGAACAAGACCACUUCUUUUUUGAACAAAGAACAAGACCUCUUCUCUCUUGUCUCUUCUCUUUUCUCAUUCCCGUUUUUCUUCCUUCUCUCUUCUCUUCAUCGGUCAGAAAGGAAAAUCCAGACAGACAGAGAAUGCAGUGCGGCACGUCGGCACGUGUCGUCGUGGCAGCAACAUUCUUCCUCCUCUUCCUCUUCGAGAUCGCUCAAUCCUCCAACGAUUCUCAGGUUCGAUGCAGCAGAACAUGCGUUGCAGAGAACUGUAAUACUAUUGGAAUUAGGUACGGGAAGUAUUGCGGAGUAGGGUGGACUGGAUGUCCUGGAGAGAAGCCCUGCGAUGAUCUCGACGCUUGUUGCAAGAUUCACGACGAAUGUGUUGAGAAAAAAGGUUUGAUAAGUAUAAAGUGCCAUGAGAAGUUCAAGACCUGCAUAAAGAAAGUUCAAAAAUCUGGAAAGCUUGGCUUUUCUACAGAAUGUCCAUAUGACACAGCUGUGCCUACAAUGGUGCAAGGCAUGGAUAUGGCCAUCUUGUUCAGUCAGUUGGGUGGCUCGAAGCUUGAACUCUGAUAGAGUAAAGUAAACUCUUUUCGUACUGUGCAAUCACGUAGUGUUGCUAAUCAUUCUUUCUUGAUAUAACAUUGAUAAUAAAAACUGAAGCCAUUAACAAUUCAUAAAGGUGUGUGGAUCACUUUUUAUUUCUGUGAUUGCCCUGUGCAAGCCAUUUACUUCCAAGGGCUCUUUUUGUUUCCCCUUUACAUAACUGUAGCGAUUUUAUUGUACUUGCAUUUCUAGCAAUGCGUUUUUGCUUUUAAUAUAACCAUUUGAAUUCUUUCAAUGAA
Molecule: messenger RNA, 851 nt
Organism: Camellia sinensis
Lineage: Eukaryota; Viridiplantae; Streptophyta; Magnoliopsida; Ericales; Theaceae
Product: putative phospholipase A2 homolog 1
Biological process (GO): pollen tube growth; pollen germination; pollen development
Molecular function (GO): calcium ion binding; A2-type glycerophospholipase activity; lipid binding
Source: RefSeq, a predicted model, not a curated record